AUGCGCUUCCUGCUGCUCUUCAGUCGCCAGGGGAGGCUGCGGCUGCAGAAAUGGUUCACACCCAUGCCGGAGAGGGAGAAGAAGAAUAUCAGGGAUAUGACCACCCUGGUGCUGGCACGGAAACCGCGCUCCUGCAACUUCCUCCACUGGAAAGACCUUAAAGUUGUUUACAAGAGGUACGCCAGUUUGUAUUUCUGCCUGGCCCUGGAGGACCAGGAAAAUGAACUCUUAGCCCUGGAGAUACUGCACCGCUACGUGGAGUUGCUGGACAAGUACUUCGGCAAUGUGUGCGAGCUGGACAUAAUCUUCAACUUCGAGAAGGCUUACUUUAUCUUGGAUGAGUUUUCUGCUGGGAGAGAGAUACAGGAAACCUCCAAACAGAUAGUGGCUCACUCCAUUGAAGCCUCAGACAUGUUGCAGGAGGAUGACCACAGUGAGUGGUAUGAGGUGGAGCUGUUUGGAUGACCUUGAAUAUGGACAGAAAGACCAUGGAGGAGUAUAGAGCAAACCGGCCUUUUAGUAGCACGGAGGAGGAUGCGACGUCAGGGAAGAACACGGGGGGGGGGGGGGGGUUCUGUAACUGUUGUGGCUCGCCUUUGACGUCUGUUUUUUUUCUCUUUUUUUUUUCUGAACAGGAAGUUGAGUGUUUACUCCUAAUCUGUACGAAUACCCGUUACCUUAAAUGUAACUUUUAGUUCGGAGCCUCGAUGUUACUUCUGAUUGGUGGUCUUUUCUCAAGCGAAGGAAAAGGGAAAUGCUUUAUGUGCUAAUUUUCACAUUUAAUGUUGUGGUUAUUGAGAAUCAGGACAGUUGUAACCAUGUAGAUUUGCUUCAUUUUUUAUAUUUAAUCCUACGUAGCCUAUGUAUUGGAAGAGAAGAGGGGGGGGGGUUUCAUUCCAAAAAAAAAAACCCAAAACAAUCUAAGCCUAUUUUAUAUCCAACUGCCUUAAAAUCAUCAGCCAACACAGAAUAAUAAUCUGUCUGCAGACGUUCACUAAGCAAUUUCAUAACAAAGCCUUGUUAGGCUCAUGCCAGCAAGUACUGUGUACGAAGUAUCGGUGGGUUUUGUUGUUGUUUGUUUUGUUUGUUUUGUUUUUGUUUGUCGGAUGCUGGUUAUCUGUUUCAGCAGAAACCAUUCAUGAAGACUCGCCCCUCACUGUUGGUAGGAUAUCAGAUAUCCUUAUUUCACAUAGCUUAGCGCUGGUGGGGCCAUUCAUCUUUGUUAUGGGUGGUUGUGUGUGUGUGUGUGUGUGUGUGUGUG
Lampris incognitus (smalleye Pacific opah) is the source of this 1261-nucleotide messenger RNA. RefSeq names its product AP-1 complex subunit sigma-2-like. Lineage: Eukaryota; Metazoa; Chordata; Actinopteri; Lampriformes; Lampridae. Gene Ontology annotation, biological process: intracellular protein transport; vesicle-mediated transport. Gene Ontology annotation, cellular component: intracellular membrane-bounded organelle; AP-1 adaptor complex; membrane coat. Gene Ontology annotation, molecular function: clathrin-cargo adaptor activity. The record is from RefSeq and is a predicted model, not a curated record.